Messenger RNA from Pyrgilauda ruficollis (rufous-necked snowfinch), 4797 nucleotides. RefSeq names its product C2 calcium dependent domain containing 5 (gene C2CD5). The transcript is spliced from 27 exons. Gene Ontology annotation, biological process: intracellular protein transmembrane transport; positive regulation of protein targeting to membrane; positive regulation of D-glucose transmembrane transport. Gene Ontology annotation, cellular component: plasma membrane. The record is from RefSeq and is a predicted model, not a curated record. Gene Ontology annotation, molecular function: calcium-dependent phospholipid binding; calcium ion binding. The coding region runs from base 77 to 3508 and encodes 1143 amino acids. NCBI's taxonomy places the organism in Eukaryota, Metazoa, Chordata, Aves, Passeriformes, Passeridae.
UCGCGCUGUCGCUCCGGCCGCGGGAGGAGGAGGAGGAGGAGAAGAAGGAGGAGAGGGGAGGCACGGGAGGAAGAAGAUGCCGGGGAAGCUGAAGGUCAAGAUCGUGGCGGGGCGCCAUUUGCCGGUGAUGGACCGCGCCAGCGACCUGACCGACGCCUUCGUCGAGGUGAAAUUUGGAAAUACAACAUUCAAGACAGACGUGUAUCCCAAAUCACUUAAUCCUCAGUGGAAUUCUGAGUGGUUCAAAUUUGAAGUGGAUGAUGAGGAGCUGCAGGAUGAGCCUCUCCAGAUCACAGUUCUCGACCACGACACGUACAGUGCCAACGAUGCCAUUGGCAAAGUGUACAUAGACAUCGACCCUCUGCUCUACAGCGAGGCAGCCACCGUCAUUUCGGGCUGGUUUCCAAUUUAUGACACCAUUCAUGGUAUACGUGGGGAGAUCAACGUAGUGGUGAAAGUAGAUCUCUUCAAUGAUUUAAACAGAUUUAGGCAGUCAUCCUGUGGAGUCAAAUUUUUUUGCACCACGUCCAUCCCCAAGUGCUACCGGGCCGUGGUGAUCCACGGCUUCGUGGAGGAGCUGGUGGUGAACGAGGACCCCGAGUACCAGUGGAUCGACAGGAUCCGCACGCCGCGCGCGUCCAACGAGGCGCGCCAGAGGCUCAUCUCGCUCAUGUCAGGUGAACUGCAAAGGAAGAUUGGCUUGAAGGUGCUUGAAAUGAGAGGAAACGCUGUUGUUGGUUAUUUGCAGUGUUUUGAUUUGGAGGGAGAGUCUGGACUCGUAGUGAGAGCCAUAGGAACAGCCUGCACGUUGGAUAAAUUAAGUAACACAUCAGCAUUUUUACCUGCAUGUAACUCCCCAUCCAAAGAAAUGAAGGAGAUUCCUUUCAAUGAAGAUCCCAAUCCCAAUACAUAUUCAUCAGGACCCUCCACCCCUCUGAAAAACCAAACCUAUUCCUUUUCACCUUCCAAGUCCUACAGUCGACAGUCCUCUUCUUCUGACACAGAUUUGAGUUUGACACCCAAAACUGCACCUUCCCCACAGGGACCUAGGAUUUUCCUGUUUCCCAGCUCCCCUACACUCUCUUGUGAUUCCCCACAUCUUAAAAAGUCCUGUCUCCUCCUCUCGGGGUCUAGCAUUAAACCUCUACACUCUAGCCAUGUCAGCCCAGUUGUUCUGAGGAAAAGUGUUUCUUUCACUGAAGAGCUGCUUCUGGCUGCUUCUGGAAUGGGCAGUGGGAGUGCUGGAAAAGAAGGGGGGCCGUUUAAAACUCUUUUAAGACAACAGACUCAGUCAGCUCUGGAACAAAGGGAAUUCCCGUUUUUCACCCUGACCACCUUCCCACCAGGCUUCCUGGUCCACGUCGGGGGCGUUGUCAGCGCGCGCUCCGUGAAGCUCCUGGAUCGCAUCCACAAUCCCGAUGAACCGGAGACGCGGGAUGCCUGGUGGGCAGAAAUCAGACAAGAAAUAAAAUCCCAUGCCAAGGCAUUGGGUUGUCAUGCUGUAGUGGGCUACAGUGAAUCAACCAGCAUUUGUGAAGAGGUCUGUAUUUUGUCCGCAUCUGGCACAGCAGCUGUACUGAACCCUAGGUUCCUUCAGGAUGGCACCAUGGAAGGCUGUUUGGAACAAAGGUUGUCAUGGCAGCCUGGCUUCUUUUCCAUAGGGUCAGAGAAGGGAGAGGUUGAUUUUUUUCCUCAGAGCCAAGAUAGUUCUUCUCUAUUAGGGAUUGAAGAAGCUUCACCACCAGGUUGUGGAUUUUGCCAUAUCCCAUAUGAUGAAUUGAACAUGCCAUUUCCUGCUCACCUCACUUACUGUUACAACUGCAGGAAGCAAAAAGUUCCCGAUGUCCUUUUCACCACAAUUGACCUUCCUGUAGAGGCCAUAGUUGUUGGGAAGGGAUGUCUUAUUCAAGCCAGGUUGUGCCGUCUGAAGAAGAAAGCUCAGGCUGAAGCAAAUGCAACCUCCAUCAGUAACCUGCUGCCCUUCAUGGAGUACGAAGUGCACACACAGCUGAUGAACAAGCUCAAGCUGAGGGGAAUGAAUGCCCUCUUUGGGCUGAGAAUUCAGAUCACUGUGGGGGAAAACAUGCUGAUGGGCUUGGCAUCUGCUACAGGUGUGUAUUUAGCAGCUUUGCCAACACCUGGAGGCAUUCAGAUUGCUGGGAAGACUCCAAAUGAUGGCACCUAUGAGCAGCACAUAUCCCAUAUGCAAAAGAAAAUAAAUGAUACGAUAGCAAAGAACAAGGAACUCUAUGAGAUUAAUCCUCCAGAGUUACCUGAAGAAAUUAUUGGGUCUCCCAUUCCAGAGCCAAGACAGCGUUCCAGGCUGCUGAGAUCUCAGUCAGAAAGCUCUGAUGAAGUUACAGAGCUUGACCUUUCACAUGGGAAGAAGGAUGCUUUUGUCUUGGAGAUUGAUGACACAGAUGCAAUGGAAGAUGUGCACUCCUUACUGACAGAUGUUCCACCACCCUCUGGUUUCUACAGUUGCAACACAGAAAUUAUGCCUGGUAUAAAUAACUGGACACCAGAAAUUCAAAUGUUCACAGCAGUUAGAGUGUCCAGAUUAAGCAACAUUAACCCAACCAAUCAAACACUCAAUAAGAACUUUAAUGAUCUCUGUGAGAAUCUGUUGAAGAGUUUGUAUUUUAAGCUGCGGUCCAUGGUUCCCUGCUGCCUUUGCCAUGUGAACUUCACAGUGGCUCUGCCAGAGGAUGAGCUGGUUCAGAUUGCAGUCACAGCUGUUGCCAUUACAUAUGACAAAAACCAAGCACUACAAGCCAGCAAAGCACCUACAGAAAAAUCACAGCAAAGAGCAUCUACAGACAAUGAAGAACAGCUACAAUUUCCCUUGGAACUUUGCUCUGAUCCCCUUUCUUCUCAACCAUUCUCUCCAGCUAAAGAAGUCCUGGAGGGUGCAAGCUCCCACACAGGUAUUCCUGCUGCUCAGAGAGCAACGUCAGUUGAUUACAGUUCCUUUGCAGACAGAUGCAACAGCUGGAUAGAGCUCAUUAAACUGAAAGCUCAGACCAUAAGGCGCGGAUCAAUUAAGACAACUACUUCCCUUGAAAAAGCGAGUCCACUGGCUGAGGGAUACUUGCGGCACCGUUCUGUCCCGUCGUGCACCAAUUCCACUGUCUCAGUUGUUAAGAUGACACCUCUUUCCUUUCUCCCUGGGGCCAAGAUAACCAAAUACCUCGGGAUAAUCAACAUGUUUUUUAUACGAGAAACCACUUCUUUGCGUGAGGAGGGUGGUGUCAGUGGUUUCCUGCACGCUUUUAUUGCUGAAGUGUUUGCCAUGGUGAGAGCCCAUGUUGCAGCUCUGGGAGGGAAUGCAGUUGUGUCAUACAUCAUGAAGCAGUGUGUUUUCAUGGAGAACCCAAACAAAAAUCAGGCGCAGUGUCUGAUCAAUGUCAGUGGGGAUGCCGUGGUCUUUGUCCGGGAGUCCGAGCUGGAGGCGCUGCCGGCUCCGGCCGCGCAGCCCGCGGGCUCCGCCGGGGACGUCACCACGUGAAGGCACAGCAGGGCAGAGGCUGCUCAGUGGAAAGGUUAUUUCAAACGUGGCAAUGUUUAGGUUUGCAUCUUCAAAGUCAGCGUCUCUCCAUGACAUUCACAGCCAAAAUCCAGGACAAUCACUCUUCUUUUGUUGUCAUGUAACUUAAGUAAGUCAGAGCAGUGAGCUGGCAGGUGUGCUCUGGUUCUUCUGUUGCCCUGUGGAACCAGGUGAAGCACUCACAGGAGAACGUGGAUUAGAAUAGCAGGCAUUUCAUGGAACUGUGGAAGGAAAGGAAAAAUUCUGUUCCAUUUUUGAGCUGUUCAGUGGGACCCUGGUCAGUUGUCACUCAGAGCCAUUUCUGAGUUUGAAUGUUGCCUGGCUCAGCUCAGGGUGGGAGGGAGGUGCCUGGGAAGUCUGUCUUGGGAACCUUUGAUGAAGAAGGGAGAGAUUUGUGUGCAGGCCAAGGAAACAUGGGCUGGACUCUGAAAUUCCUUUACAUCAUAGAGUGUGAAGAGGAAAAAGCAGUACCAAAAAGUUUCAGUUUGAAUUUCUGCUCAUUGAAAGUAUUUUUUCUCAUUUUUGUUGUUGUUUUUCUCUUUGGGAGCUGGGGGGUGUUGUUCGUUUUUUUAAUUGUUUUUAAAAAGCUGCCAGACCACAGUGCUGUGACCCAGGGCAUCCCUGUGGUGUGACAGAAAAACCCCAGAACACAACAGAAGUUCCAGGGUGUGUCUGGUGUUAGUAGAAGAUGUUCACUUCAGUGUUGACAAAGCAGGUCUUCUGUUAUUUAAGACUUCGGGAAAGAAUUGUCCUGAGGUCAGGAUCUGUUUCAAGGAUGACAUAAACAGUCCCCCAAAAAUCAGUUGUGCAGAGCUUAUUCUGCAGCCUCCUUCCUGUUUGAAUGUCUGGCUAAUUGGAGAUUGAUUUAUGUGUGUGACACUGGUUCCUGCAGGUUCCUUUUGUGUUUGGGGUUUUUUUGUUCUUUUCCAGUGCUGUAGCUGGGAAAUAAGGGCACUGCAAAGACAGGAAAUUUGUCAUUUCCAGUAGAAGUUUGAAAGGCGAUGAUACUCUAUUGAAAAAAAAAAACAAAAACAAAACAAAAACACACCAAAAAAAACUUUGAUUUGAAGAUGCAUUCUUGCUUAAUUCUGACAACAUUGUACAUGGAACUUGAACUAAGAUGUAAACUUGAAUGUAAAUAUUCUGUUUAGUGUUCAAAUUAAGCAAUGGCAUGAUUAUUUGUUAAAACUAAUUAUUUCAUUGUAAAUGAGCAUGAAAAUCAUUCUUGCUCAAUAAAUAUCUUUAUAAAA